Molecule: messenger RNA, 5929 nt
Organism: Oryctolagus cuniculus (rabbit)
Lineage: Eukaryota; Metazoa; Chordata; Mammalia; Lagomorpha; Leporidae
Gene: EMCN
Product: endomucin
Source: RefSeq, a predicted model, not a curated record
AUCAGAGCCCCCAAAAUAAGUAGGAAUGGGCAGUGACGGCUCGCAUUCAACACACCUUUUCCAUCUGCUAAGAAGGCCCUGCCAGGCUGGGAGGGAGUCGUGCCUGCUCGCCUCUGGAGGCAGAAGCAGCUAGGACGGUCCGCAGGCGGCAUGGCACUGCUUCAAGGGACGGUGCUUGUUCUACUUCUGUCCAGUCUUGGCGGCGGGCAAGACAACACAGAUGUUAUAAAUAUAGCUACCCCUAGAGUGUCAUCAUCAAAUUCUACAACACAAACAUCUGUAUCAACACCAAACACAACACUAGCACCUAAUCUUGAAAAAUCAACACGUGGAACAUCUCCUCAAGGAACAACCAACAGCGAAUCAGCAAAAACAACUCUGAUGUCAACAGCUCCUUCAUUAACAACAGUUAAAAGUGAAGGAACCACAAGCAAUGGUGUCCCAAAGAAUGAGUCUGUCACUGCAAAUGACACAGUGACAAAUCUUCCACCUAUCAGCGCUGUUUCAACAUUAAAAAGUUCCCAACACAAGACUGAGAAUCAGAGUUCAAGCAAGACAACAGAAAUAAUAGUUUCCACAGUUAACACUUCACAACCAGAUGGACCAUUUUCUGAAACCAAUACGUUGCCUUCAGCAGCAGUAACAACUCCAGCAAUCAUCUUACAGUCUCAAGGUACCGAGGAUGGAAAAAAUAUGAGCUCUUCAUCAACUAACCCCUCCUAUUCAAGUGUUAUUUUGCCGGUGGUUAUUGCUCUGAUUGUAGUAACACUCUCAGUAUUUGUUCUGGUGGGUUUGUACCGGAUGUGCUGGAAGACAGACCCAGGCACACCGGAAAAUGGAAAUGAUCAACCUCAGUCCGAUAAAGAGAGUGUGAAGCUUCUAACAGUUAAGACAAUUUCUCAUGAGUCUGGUGAGCAUUCUGCACAAGGAAAAGCCAAGAACUGACAGCCUGAUGAAUCCUUCCUCCACCUGGGCAGUAAAUAUGCUUAAUCUUCAGCUUCUGUGCUCUGGGGUGAAAAGCUAGAAAAUCGUGAGGAAUCAGCCCUGAUCUCCAAUCCUGCUCGCCAGUCUGCAUCACUGGCCUGUCCCAAUAAAAGGAUGUCUAGAUGGCAUGCAAUAAUUUGAUAGGGUCAAAAAGAAUCCUGGGCCUCUUCUGCCUACAAGUGCAACAAAAGCGUGUUACUUCAUUUUCUAGAAACAUUCCGAAGGGAGUGAGUUUUAGGAGGGAUGUUUGUGAGCCAUGAACCUAACAGCCCAGGCAGGUGUUCUCCCUGAGGGCACACCCCUUCCUGGAGUUGAAGGUUUCCAGGGCUGACAGUUCAUACCCAUGGAGACUUUCUGACUUUCUUGGUGUUCUUGCAUUACCUAACAUUUGUAUUUAUUAUUUUCCACUAUGUUAAUGCAGGGAUAAUUUGCAGUUGUAUUAUUAAAUAUUAGGUAGAAGUCAUGCAGUGUUACUUUGUACAUACCGUUAUUUUAUUCAUAUUUUCAUAUGUUACUUUCAAUAAAUACUUGCUGUAUUUGACAUACUAAAAUAUCAUAAUGUGACUGUGAAAAUGCAUGGUAUUGUCUUCCUACAAUUAUGAAUCAUUUGGGAUUAUAAUUAGAAUAUGAGUACUAACUAAUGACGGGCAUCUGUAAAAGGUGAGAAAGGAACUAAGGAUUUAUCUAUUGGACUCUGUUAGGAGGACAGCAAAUUACUUGGUCAUUCUAUUUGUAAUUCAAACUGUGUAACAAGGAUGCAAGGGCAUUUGUGACACUCUGUACUGCAUUUAUUAAGAAGAUAACAGGAGCAAAAUCUUUCAUUAAUUCAUUUGAUUUCUACUAUCUCUGUGCAUUUUUUAUUUCUUUUAGAAAUGUAAUGAUUUGUUCUAGCCAUCAGUACUGAAUAUCCAAUUUGUAGAAAAGUGACACUUCAUAAAUACAAAAUUAUGAUUUUUUUCAGUCUAUCACUUUCCUAAAUAUACCAUGUGAUUGCAAAUGUUGCUUUAUCAGGGGCAAACUCAUCUUUAUUUUUUUUUAACUUUUAUUUAAUGAAUAUAAAUUUCCAAAGUACAGCUUAUGGAUUACAAUGGCUUCCCCCCCAUAUCGUCUCUCCCACCCGCAUCCCUCCCCUUUCCCACUCCCUCUCCCCUUCCAUUCACAUGAGGAUUCAUUUUCGAUUGCAAACUCAUCUUUAAAAGCUGACUAUUCAACCUUGACCACUUCCUAGACACGAGGAAUCAACACCUCAAGUUGGCUGAGGUUUUGCGGAAAGCUUAAGAACCAACUGAGUGCCAGUGACAGCUUUUAACUUUUAUGAUUAUGUAAGCUGAGUUCAACACUAUUUUAUCUUAGUAAUCUUAGAGCAGAACAGUAGAGAUGGAAUAGUGUAUUUAAAACUGCCUCUUAAAUGGUCUUUUGUUGCAGUAUAUUUGAAAACUAUCAGCUUCAGGAGUUAUAUAAUCAUCUUGAUUUUAGCUUCCUGAGGUUUAGACUACUUCUAAUCAAGGACACCAAGCAAGAAGAUCUGCGUUUCUGACAGGUGUCUCUUUGUGUUUUGUCAAGAAGAAUGGGGAAUAGAAAAAAAAAAAAGGAAAAUAAGACAUAAGAUAAAAGGACAAGUGUCUCUACUCCAUGCACUUUCUCUUUAGGGCUGCUUUGUCCAGGCAUAAUUCUGACUUUUUAGAAAUCCUUGAAGGGGUGAGACAGUGGCAGGAACAUGCUGAAUAGUGAGCACUGGUCUUCAGGGGACAAUAGCCCAGCACCCCUAGAAUUCUCAACUGAGCUUCUUAGCAAGUCUAGUUACACAGAAUGUAUGGCAAAGAAACAACUUCUUCUAAACAUUAAAUGUUUGCAAUUGAUAUUAUUGUGGGUUCCAGAAAAAAAAAAAAAAAAAACAUUUUCUCUACCUGUUAUGAGCAUUGUUAGAAAAGAGUUUACAAGAAUCAGGAAAAAAAGAAAGCUUUUUAAUGGUCAUAAAGAAUUCAUCCCAGUUCAAGAAUUCUACAAAAAGAACAUGUCUUACACCAACAACCAAAGCAUUAAAUCUUUACAAAGGUCUAAGUGUUAAGAGUAAUGUGGAAUUUAUGGAGAUUUUCAUGGUAUUUUGUAGCAUCAAUCUCAAAGGUAAUGUCUGAAUGUUUAUAUACCAGCUUAAACUUCUGUUGAGACAGGAUAUCUGGUUGUCAAGCCAAAACUAUCAUUAAUCAGAUGUUCUUUAAGAUUUAGAUGAUUUACUUUGUAUGUCUGACUUAUUAUAAGCUUUUUUAUUCUGAUAUAUACUUUAAAUGUCAGUGUGACAAAGGAAACCUGAAUUUAGAUUAAAGAGAAGGAUUUCUAUGUGGUUUUUCUUUGUGAUAAUAUGAAUAUAACUUAAGCCUAUCAACAAUCCAAAUAUAAACAAGACCUAAUUAACUGGCACUAUUAUCAUCUGGGAAUACAUGAUGAUGUUAGCUGACAUAUUGGCUGUCAUCAGCCUGCAGAGAAAGAUUCUUAAAUUUCCCUUUCUGAGCUGGAAUAUUUCAGUCAUUACAAAGGCUGAGUUUUGUUUCUUGUCUACCUAUAUUUAAGGCAGACAAGAAAUACUAUAUUGAAGUUCAUGAAGAUCCAUUUAGGACAUUGCUGGACCCCCAACAAUGAACAUACUAGUUUUGCCUUGAUUCUUCUCUGCUGGGCAACUUUUGUAGUUAUUCAAGAUUGUAUGGGGUUCUAAAAAGAAAACUAGGGAUGUCCUUUAACAGUUGUACUUUGAGUGAUUAUUUCAAGACUGAAACUGUCAGUAGCGUCAAAGGCCUUAAUAGUAUAUUCAUUGUUGUGAUGAAUUAAAUCCGUAACAGAUAACUUGAGAGUUUGUGAUGGAUUAUCCACAAAUCUUCAUCUUACAGCUUCCCUACAAACACAAACAGAUCUUCUCAUGUUUCCUUAAGGGAGUAUAGAUUGUCCUUGUAUCCAGCAGGUUUGUCCUAAGGGCUUAACAUGAGCUGUUUCUGGUCUGGGUACUUAGUAAAAGGAAAACUAUUUUGAUAAACAAUGGGAAAAUAUGCAUCUUUCCAUCAAACAUUACAUUCCUGAACUUGAAAUAAGAAUUUCUGCCGAAGUCAAGGUCACCAAUAAUAAUUUGGAGGUUGCCAAGGACUUAUCUUAAAAUGCUUCCAAGUCUGACCUUCAAUUGUGACACUUAGAAAUAAAUAAAAAUAUGUAAAUGUUUAAAAUUCUAUCUUUUUAAAAAAAGUUAACAUCUAUCUGACUCUCCCUAUGUGUCAAAUCUGUGCUAAAAACGUCAGUCUUCAUCUCAAUUAAUCAUCCCAAUGAUAAGAAGACACAACUCCUAAUGUUACAUUGUCAGUAGUAGCAGCAGCAGUGGUGGCAGCAGUAAUACCUUGAUUUAAAGAUGCAGAGAUGAAUGCAGAAAGUUAGGUAACUUUCCCAAGGUUGUCUAAAAACUAAAUGGAAAAAAUUGAAUUCAAACCUACCCCCAAACCCCUGUUCUUCAUCACUACACCUAAUGGUCUCUCUAGGUCUGUUUGCUUAAUCAAUAAAGAGAGGUGAAAGUAUUACGCUCCUGGUCACAACUAAAAGUGGUCAAGCUUAUCACUUCAUUAAACAACAACAACAGCAACAACAACAAAAACCUUAACAAUAUUUCAGACAAUGGACAAUAUACAGAGCUGGACUGGGACUCAUGAGCCAGGAGAAACAGAAAUCAUCAGCUUGGGGACAUCCUGACUUUGCCCGUUCCAGGGCAGCUGCAGUGAGGACAAUUCCCUGACUAGAACCUGACAAUCAUGCAAAACUGAGGACACAGAUUGGAGCCAGGAGACUAAGACGGCUGAAAUUUCUGGAGCAUACAACCAGAUAGAGAGACCUACACAGAAAAUGCCUCAAAUAGGUGAGUGUAUCUAUUGAUAAUUGGAUAGGCAUCUGUGAGCCCAGUAUGCAGGAAACUCCAUGAGGUCAGGUAAAGAAUAACCGAGAAGGCAUGACUGGGGAGCUGCGGGCUGUAAAUUCCCAUUUCGCACCCAGAAUAGAGAAACAGUCAGGCAUUGGUCAACCUUUUUUGGAAAUUCUCAUUGAUCAUCUUCAUGAAUGACCCAGAAUGCUCACACCUCAUUAGAAGAACUAAGUAAAGUAAGAACAGUAAAGAUAACUUUCAAUAAGUCUUGAUAGAGUUCAGAAACAAGUCUCGAAAGAAUUAAGGUGAGCCACAAAAUAUAUAACAGAUUUCCAUAGCAAAGUGUGACAAUCUUUCAUAAAGACAACAAAAUACAAUGUAACAACUCAACAAUAUAAAAUUCCAAAAUCCACACAUGCCCCUAAAGAAAUAGACUGUAAACCACAACUGUGAGAAAAAUAUUGGUAGAUGAAAAUAGAAAUAAUGACAGCAACAACAAAAACGGAUACUGCACAGCUCAUUUCAUGAUGUUGUGAUUACCCUGCAAACAGAACCAGUUAAAGACUUUACAGAAAAGGCCGGCGCCGCGGCUCACUAGGCUAAUCCUCCGCCUAGCGGCGCCGGCACACCGGGUUCUAGUCCCGGUCGGGGCGCCGGAUUCUGUCCCGGUUGCCCCUCUUCCAGGCCAGCCCUCUGCUGUGGCCAGGGAGUGCAGUGGAGGAUGGCCCAAGUGCUUGGGCCCUGCACCCCAUGGGAGACCAGGAUAAGUACCUGGCUCCUGCCUUCGGAUCAGUGCGAUGCGCCGGCCACAUCGCGCUGGCCGCGGCGGCCAUUGGAGGGUGAACCAACGGCAAAGGAAGACCUUUCUCUCUGUCUCUCUCUCUCUCACUGUCCACUCUGCCUGUCAAAAAAUAAAAAAAAUAAAAUAAAAAAAAGACUUUACAGAAAAGAAAAGGAAGAAGAAGAAAAAAAUCCUACAACCUAAUAACUCUCAUGAACACAAACAAUGAAACCAUUAACUAAAUGUUAGACAAUUGAAUUUAGCAAAUUAAAGAA